UAUUUUAAUAAUACUUCUUAUCACCGUGACCACUAGCAUGCAGGAUUCCAAUACAAAUAUAAGCGAUGAAAAUUUCGCCAGAAGCUCAGAAAACUUUGGCUUUAAACUGUUCUUUGAAGUCGGCAAAGCCAAUGCCAGAAAAAAUAUUAUUUUUUCACCAUUUUCUCUUCAAACUUGCCUGGCAAUGGCUCGUGUGGGUGCUGCUGGAGAAACUGCUGCCGAAAUGGACAGGGCUAUGGGCUUUCCCCAAAUGAAGGAGGAAGCUUUGGCCGACAAAUACUACGACAUUUUAUCCAAAUAUGCCAAUAGCAAAAUCUUGAAAAUUGCCAACAAGAUAUAUGUCAUGAAGGGCUAUUCACUCAAGCCAAACUAUAAUGAGUUGCUUGCAAAUAAAUUUUUAUCAGCGGCAGAAAAUAUUAAUUUUUCCCAAAACAUUCAAGCAGCCAAGGACAUAAACUCUUGGGUUGAAUCGAAAACGAAUCGUUUGAUCACUGACAUUAUAUCACCCAAUUUAUUGAGUGGUGAUACUCGCAUGGUAUUGUUAAACGCCAUACACUUCAAGGGGAAUUGGGUGAUACCGUUCCCAGAAACAGGUACGCGAGACAAAGACUUCCAUUUGGAUGACAGAAAUGAUGUCAAAGUAAAAAUGAUGCGUGUAAAUGGUAAAUUCCGCUAUGGCGAAUUCGAGCAUUUGGAUGCGACUGCAUUGGAAAUGCGUUAUAAAGAUUCUGAUCUAUCCAUGUUGGUGUUGUUGCCCAAGUCUCGCAAUGGCUUAGCCCAAAUGGAAGAAAAACUGAAGACCAUAUCGUUGAAUGAGUUGGUCAAGCGAAUGUACACUACAGAGGUCAUUGUAGAUUUUCCCAAAUUUAGGAGUGAAUUUAGUGUGACAUUAAAUGAUGCUCUCCAGAAGUUGGGCAUGAGGCGCAUGUUUUCUGGAGAUGCCAAUUUUAGCCGAAUGUUACAAUCAUCAGAGAAUUUGUCCAUUUCCACUGUCGUACAUAAGGCUUUCAUUGAGGUUAACGAAAUUGGCACAGAAGCUGCAGCAUCAACAGGUAUGGGCGUCGCUAUGAUGACAAGUGUUUCAAUAGGCCCCAUAAGGCCUCCUAAAAUAUUCAAUGCAGAUCAUCCUUUCUACUAUUUUCUAAAGAACUCAAAAGGGAUAUACUUGAUCCAGGGUUCUCAAAUAAGUUUUAGAUAA
Stomoxys calcitrans (stable fly) is the source of this 1198-nucleotide messenger RNA. RefSeq names its product antichymotrypsin-2-like. Lineage: Eukaryota; Metazoa; Arthropoda; Insecta; Diptera; Muscidae. The transcript is spliced from 3 exons. Bases 38 to 1198 code for a protein of 386 amino acids. Gene Ontology annotation, molecular function: serine-type endopeptidase inhibitor activity. The record is from RefSeq and is a predicted model, not a curated record.